AUGAAAAUUGUGCCCUCUCAUCUGGUGGUGUGGCUGCUUCAGCUCACAAUGCUGCAAGGUGCUGUUAGCUCCGAAGCAGACUGUGGGCUGCCAGUGAUCUCUCCGCGAAUUGUUGGAGGGGAACCAGCUAAUGAUGGUGAAUGGCCGUGGCAGGUCAGCAUCUAUGAAAAUGGCGUGCAUGUGUGUGGAGGCUCCCUCAUCGCCAGUGAGUGGGUGCUCUCGGCUGCUCAUUGCUUUCAAAAUAAAGGAGAAAAAGAUUUGCUGCUGGGUGCAUAUCAGCUCUCUAACCCCUCACCCAACUUGAAGAUCUCUCAGAUACAAGAGGUUAUCCCCUACCCGGGCUACAACGGCGAUGGCAAUGACUACAAGGGCUCUACGGGGGACAUCGCUUUAGUGAAGCUGGCCUCUCCAGUGAAUUUCACAGACUACAUUCUUCCUGUCUGUUUGCCAGAUGCCUCUACCCAGAUUCCUAGAGAUUCAGAUUGCUGGGUCACUGGUUGGGGACAAAUUAAUGAAAACGAUGGCUUGGGGUCUCCAAAGACUCUUCAAGAACUAAAGGUGCCCCUCAUAGAGAGAGACCCAUGCAAUGAACUCUUUAACAUGAACCCAGAAGAAGACGUGGGCACAGAUCCUAUCAAGCCAGAUAUGAUCUGUGCUGGUUACCCAGAAGGUGGAAAGGAUUCCUGCUUUGGUGACUCUGGCGGCCCCCUAGUUUGCAAACUCAAUGAGAUUUGGAACCUGGCUGGGGUUGUGAGUUGGGGAGACGGCUGUGCCAGGAUCAACCGUACUGGUGUCUACACGUCGGUGAUUUAUUACGCUAAUUGGAUCAAAGCAACAAUGAAUGAUGGACCAACGAACACCCCUACUAUGACAUUUCUCUUGAUCUCUCUUGCAGUAGGCCUCUUGUGAGAUA
Messenger RNA from Anolis sagrei ordinatus, 913 nucleotides. Its product is annotated as serine protease 27-like. Gene Ontology annotation, molecular function: serine-type endopeptidase activity. Gene Ontology annotation, biological process: proteolysis. The record is from RefSeq and is a predicted model, not a curated record. Lineage: Eukaryota; Metazoa; Chordata; Lepidosauria; Squamata; Anolidae.